GGAGCUCCAAGUAUAAAACUCCAGCAGGCGCGCAAACCCACGCAGCGCGCGGACUAGAGGACUGCAUCACUGCUGCUCUCGUGCCGAUUACACGCAACAUCAUCAUCUUCUUCCAACAUGAGUGAGAGACAAGAAUCUGGAUCAACUGGAAACAUCAAGCCAUCAAGCGGACAAGAUCCACCCAAGAAGGACGUCCCUGCAGAAGACAUUGACAUCGACAUGGAAGCCCCUGAGACGGAGAAGGCUGCCUGCGCCAUCCAAUCGCAGUUCAGAAAGUUUCAGAAGAAGAAGCAGGCGGUGAAAUCAUAAUCACUGCCAUGCAGGGUGGCCCUGGGCACAAGUGGGCCCAACAUCACCAUUAGGGCAGGGAGAUGCAUGUCAAAUAAACUGCACUGUUCUCGGGCAGGGGUCUUGGUUAGGGGCGGGGGGUGGCGGAUAACAGGUGAACUGGGAAUACACCUUUUAUCUGUCGGGAAUAAAAUGUGAUCUUUGGUGAUUUGGCUCCCUUAGUUAGUACAUAGAUUUUUCGAUACAAUACUCUUUCCUCUUAAAAAUGAUUUUGUUGUUAUUUUUUGAUAUAUAUGAACAGAUGUAACAAUUAUCCCAGUAACAACGAAGUGUUUGAAAACAUCCAUCUGAAAGCUUUAAUCACUCCUGUGAUUCUACUUCAAGUGUUUAAUAGCAAAAAAAUGGAGGUGCUCAAAGUUCAUUGCAAAUGAGAAAAAAUGUUGCCCAAGGAAAACAUCCAGUAUGUCGUGUGAAACUCAGAUAAAGAUCAUUAAGAUACAAAAAGAUAUUUUUUACCUCUGUUGCAUUCCUGUAUAGACUAAAUGAUAUUGUGUUUGUGGUUUAUCAUUUUCAUUUUCCCCAAGUCUAUGUUUUUGUCAGCAAAGUGUGUAUUGUAAUAUUCCUGACACCAAACAGCCAGAAAAAGUAACUAUAUGUAAACCUAAUAAAUAUUGGGAUGAUCUACACAAA
This is a messenger RNA of Paramisgurnus dabryanus, 978 nucleotides long. RefSeq names its product Purkinje cell protein 4a (gene pcp4a). Gene Ontology annotation, cellular component: cytoplasm. Gene Ontology annotation, molecular function: calcium ion binding; calmodulin binding. NCBI's taxonomy places the organism in Eukaryota, Metazoa, Chordata, Actinopteri, Cypriniformes, Cobitidae. The record is from RefSeq and is a predicted model, not a curated record.